Messenger RNA from Microdochium trichocladiopsis, 303 nucleotides. RefSeq lists its product as uncharacterized. The record is from RefSeq and is a predicted model, not a curated record. Lineage: Eukaryota; Fungi; Ascomycota; Sordariomycetes; Xylariales; Microdochiaceae. The transcript has a single exon. Bases 1 to 303 code for a protein of 100 amino acids.
AUGGCAGUGGCUGCACUGUGGUUUCUGGCUUUCCCUGAAGUGUGCCUGCCAGCAAUACAACCACACGUGCGUGUCUUCAUCACCAUCACUCUCGCCAACAAUAGACAUGUGCUCAGCUCAUCCACACCUCAGUUGAUCGUGGCAAGAAUGAUCCGUCUCACCACACUCUACCACGGCCCACUGUCCAAUCACAGCAGCCGGGUACGACUUCCAGCCACACAUCUUGUGCCUCCGCCCGUCAUCACAAAGCCUCUGCUCUUCUCAGCAAGCUCCCCGUCCCGACGGUGUGGUGCUGAGAUGUGA